CGCAACAAUCUGCUGAUAUCGUUACCCGUUUACUGUCCUCGAUAUGAAGAGAGAACAAGGUAAAAUAUCCCGAAAGAGAGACAAACUCCUGAUGCCUCCCUCCCUGCCACUUUCGUCUUGCCUCCGCCUCCCUACCACCACCCAGUCCCUUCUUAACAAUGCUUAUAUCCACGUCUUCAACGUUACAGUUUCUUUUUCUUAUUUCUUGUCUUCAGCAUUUUGUCUUGUUCAGCGCAUUCGCCAGCAUAGAUAACCUCUCAUCAAUUUACACCGACAAAUAAUACAACUUCUAGAAAAAGAGUGAACCAGAGGACGCUAAGCUCGCUACGGUCGAUACAUGAACAAGAACAUGUCCCCUCAAUAAGGGGUGAUAAGUGAGGGGGAAAGGUGGAUAGGACAGCGAUAGCCGCUCCUUUUCCGAUCAAGGAGAAGAAGAACGAGUCAGUCGUAGAAGAAGCAAGGCAACGAAUAAAGUUGUGUUUGUUUUAGAUCCUCUUCUGAAACACGGACAAGAUGAAGGCGUUAGGAGCAAAUCAGCGAACAAAUGUUGCCUAUGGCAACCCAAUAAUAGGAGAUAUAGAGCAGGGGAAGGCGCUCAGAAGGUAUAGAAAUUUAUGACGAAGGAGAAUGUGUUGUAGUUUGACCAUCACGAUAAAGAUUAAGACUUGAGACGCACUGAUGAUGAUAAGCAUAAGAUGAAUUUCUCUCCCAAAAAAUGGGCGUUCUUUCUCUAUAGCAUCACAUCAUGCUCUCUUACUCCUCAACAGGCCCGAGUACACAUCUACAUGGACAACUAGGACAACUCUAACUCAAACAUUAUGUUUUAGGAGUAGUUCAUCUCAGGAAUCAAUGGCACCAGAUGCAGACCAGAUGCAAAUCAGGGGUUAGCAUCCCAUUCAAAUUUCAACACCAGGUUAAAGGUUAUCCUCAAAGACACAAAGAACACCACUCCAAAACAGGCAUCGCGACCAGCUUCGAAAGAUGCAAUGUAGCAUUGAUAAUAGGCCACCGGCUCCCAUGCCACACUUGCAGUUGUUUGGUAGGGAUUAUUUCGCAAGAAAGAGAGCGACAACAGAAGCAGCCUUUCAAGACCUGAAGAUGAUUCAGGCAAUAGCAAGAACAAUGACGAGACCAAUAGAAGCGCCGAGGGGAUUGCGUACUAAAAAUACUGUUAUAAUUGUCCUCAUGUUUAUUCGAUUUCCUAGUGCAGUGAGUGUAGAAAAAUUGUCUCAACCCAUCCACAAGAACUUCGUCUUCAACAAAUAGAACCUGAACCGUGUUGAUUUACUCUUCGAAUACCAGAUGAAGAUGAAUGAAGAAACGACCCAACCAAUUUCAUAUCAACUUGUACUCCCACUUCAAGAACAGGGUUAGUUCCUUUCAACCAGAAACCUCCACUCUCAAACAACAGCGUCGGGUUCUAUCAAGAGUCUUAACCACAGUGCGAGGAAGAAGGAGCUUUUUAGGAUAACGAUGGAAAAUCACCUUCUUCUGGAACGACUAGAGAGGACCCAACCGGUAUUCUUUGAAUGAAUGAUUGACUACGUUUGUCACGACGACCAUUUUUUGAACGAAUUUUUUUGUUUUUUGGCAAAAACCCGGACGAUCAAUAAAAACCCAACAGGUAAUGAACAAUCAAAGGCUCGACGAGGAAUCAGCGGCGCGCAGGCUGCACAUGAUAAAUUGCAGUUAUAGCGCUAGAAGGGUACUAAUUACUAAUUUUUAUACUAACCUCCAUCCUCAGAUCAUGAAGCCGAAACCAUUGAAGUUUUUACAGGCAAAUCUACGGUGAUUAUUUGAUUUCUGACGACCACCUCGACCUAAAAGUGAUUGUUUCUAAUAAAUUGAAAUUCUAAAAGGCAAUAGUUGUACCAUCCAUUUACAAAACUCCACUCAAACAGAAUGGAUGGUAUGACGACGUCUUGCGACAUAGAACCCACAAAGCCAAGCCUCCCAUGGGAGCGAGAUGUACCUAUCGUUUUCAGAUUUGAUGUCUUUAGUUUUCAGAUUUGAUGUUCCAUGUGAUAGAUUCUCAGAUGACUUGCUCCUGGUUGAUGAUCAAGACUACUUCAUCUUGUUCUUACACUUAUUAAGGACUUACAUGAUAUCCAUGAUACUAUAUUUUUCGUUUUCGAUCCUCUUCAUGAUGCAUCCUAAUGUCUGUGCACUACGUACUCCCUCGUCUUCCAAAACACUUGUUCAGCAUCUCCAGCGCUACCAGCGAUAGAGGAAGCGGAAGGUGGUGGUGGAGCAGACGCAGAGCCUAGGCAAAUAGAAGCUGCGAAACCAGACCCAGUACCAACACGAGCCUCUACAGUUAAGGCUAUUAUCCGUGAUAUGAAUGAGGAUGAGCCAUUUCUUGGAUUUUUUCUUUGUCUGGAGUCAGUGUCUUUUCUACUGGAGUAGUGGGUAGCGUCGUUUCUACCCCUGAAGUGGGCACAUUCAUUCAUUCAUUCAUUCACUCAGACACUCUUCUUCUAUUCCAAAACUGAAAAUAACCAAGUUACUGAAUCAAAUAAGGGAGGUAGCUUAACAUCAAGGCUACUCAUCAUGUUGCAGAAUUCUAAUCUUCGUCCUGCAGAAGCUGAAGACGAGGAGGUCGCUGACGACCCCCAGUACGAGGAGGAGGCGUUUGAAGACGACGAUUAA
Messenger RNA from Amoebophrya sp. A25, 2649 nucleotides. Lineage: Eukaryota; Dinophyceae; Syndiniales; Amoebophryaceae. The record is from the annotation of a GenBank genome assembly.